CUUCAGCAUGAAGCGAACGAGCGCGGCUUCUUCCUGACACAUCGCCCCGUCCACUGUUUGAACCAUGGCAUCGGAGCAAUCAGUGCUAGUCGUCGGCGCCGGUCCCGUUGGGCUGCUCACAGCGCUCCGCCUCGCCAAAGCUAACAUUUCCGUCACCGUCGUCGAAAAGCUCCCUGAGAUCGAAAACUCGCCCCGCGCCGCCGUGUACCACCCUGUCGCCGUGCAAGAGCUCGAUCGCGCCGGGGUCCUCCACGACUGUCGCGAAAUUGGAACGUCGAGUACGAAGAUCGCCUGGCGGAAGAUCACGGGUGAGGUGAUCGUCGAGAUGGAGCGGCACCCUUCGAAAGAGGAGCCGUACGAGAACUUGAUUCUGGGCCAGCACGAGUUGGCUGAGGUUAUUUUCAAGCAUUUCAAGGCAUGCAAGGGCUCCAAGGUCUUGUUUCGGCAUUGCGUGAAGGCGAUAGAGUGGGAUGAGAGCAGGGCCGUAGUGGAAGUGGAGACGCCGGAAGGGAUGAAGAAGAUGACGGCCAAGUACGUGGUCGGGGCCGAUGGUGGUAGAAGUACAGUGCGGCAGCUGGCUGGAGUUACGUUCGACGGAUUUACCUGGCCGCAGCAGAUCGUUGCGACGAAUGUUGUGUAUCCCUUCGAGAAGUACGGAUACUCGACCGGAAAUCAGAUCGUUCAUCCCGAUCACUUCUGCGUCGUCGCAAAACUGGACAACGAAGGUUUGUAUCGGGUGUCAUACGGCGAAAAGACUGACUUUUCAACCGAGGAACUCCGUGCUAGAUUGGAGAUGAAGUACGAAGCGAUAUUCCCCGGACCGCGGCCUCUACAGUACGAUCUAAAGAUGUUCUCGCCAUACCGGCUUCACCAAAAAUGCGCCAGUAAAUUUCGAAUUGGUCGCAUACUCCUUGCCGGCGAUGCCGCGCACCUAUGUAAUCCGUUCGGAGGGCUGGGACUAACGGGAGGCUUGCUUGACGCUGGAGCAUUGGGUGAUGCACUCAUUGCCCUCCUUAGAGAUGGCAUGUCGGAGAGCAUUCUCGAUCGGUAUGACGAAGUGCGACGAGCUGUCUUCAAGAACGUUAUCGAUCCAGCGUCGCAAGCCAACCUCCGUCGUCUAUGCGAGACGGACCCGGAAACGGUGCACGAGACGGAUCCGUUCUUCAAGAGCAUCCUCGAAGCGGACGAGGAUGGAAAGGAGAGGAUAAGGGGUAUGAUGCAGCUGCGGGUUGACCUGUUAGAUCAAGGGGCCGUUUAAGCGUAGAGGUAUUGUCAGC
Messenger RNA from Trematosphaeria pertusa, 1277 nucleotides. Its product is annotated as FAD/NAD(P)-binding domain-containing protein. The coding region runs from base 65 to 1258 and encodes 397 amino acids. Gene Ontology annotation, molecular function: FAD binding. Lineage: Eukaryota; Fungi; Ascomycota; Dothideomycetes; Pleosporales; Trematosphaeriaceae. The transcript is spliced from 4 exons. The record is from RefSeq and is a predicted model, not a curated record.